This is a messenger RNA of Drosophila subobscura, 1508 nucleotides long. It is a transcript of the gene Vajk4, whose product is annotated as skin secretory protein xP2. Bases 101 to 1120 code for a protein of 339 amino acids. The transcript is spliced from 4 exons. NCBI's taxonomy places the organism in Eukaryota, Metazoa, Arthropoda, Insecta, Diptera, Drosophilidae. The record is from RefSeq and is a predicted model, not a curated record.
UAGAGCGAAUCAGUACCAGCUUGGAUCUCGUUAUUGGUAUAACACAGCUAAUCGUGGAGUAAUUGUUUCCCCCGUGAAACGUCAAAUCAACAGCUCAACAAUGCGAAUGUUCGUACUUCCUUGUCUCGCCGUGUGCUUGGCAUUGGCCCACUGUGCGGCCGUUGAGGAGAAGAAAGCCGAAAGUGGUGGGGCGGAUGAGAAGACCGUGGAGAAGCGUGGCCUCUAUGGCAGUGAGGGCAGCUACCAUCAUCACUACCAUCAGCCGCAGCAUCAUCACGAGCACAUCAAGACGGUGACCAUCGAGAAGAAGGUUCCAGUCCAUUAUACUGUGACCAAGCAUGUGCCCUACACCGUCGAGAAAAAGAUCCCCUAUGAGGUUAAGGUCGAUGUUCCACAGCCUUAUUAUGUGGAGAAGAAAGUGCCUGUUCAUGUGAAGGAGUACGUUAAGGUGCCCGUGCAUGUGCCCAAGCCUUAUGAGGUCAUCAAGAAGAUCCCGUAUGAGGUGAAGGUGCCUGUGGAUAAGCCCUACGAGGUGAAGAUUCAUGUGCCACAGCCGUACGAGGUGAUCAAGAAGAUCCCAUAUGAGGUGAAGGUGCCCGUGCCACAGCCCUACGAAGUGAUCAAGAAGGUGCCACAUGAGGUUAAGAUCGAAGUGCCCGUGCCCAAGCCCUAUGAAGUCAUCAAGAAGGUGCCCUAUGAAGUGAAAUACGAGGUGGAGAAGCCCUACGAUGUGGAGGUGGAGAAACCCUACGAUGUUGAAGUCGAGAAGCCAUACAAGGUGGUCGUGGAGCAGAAGGUACCCUACGAGGUGAAGGUGCCCGUCGACAAACCCUACAAAGUUGAGGUUGAGAAACCAUAUCCAGUCCAUGUGAAGGUGCCUGUGCCACAGCCCUAUACCGUGGAGAAGAAGGUUCACUACACCGUCGAGAAGCCCGUACCGUAUGAGGUGAAGGUGCCCAUCGAGAAGCCAAUUCCCGUCUACAGCGAGGUGAAGGUGCCCAUCCACAGGGAGAUUCCGGUGCCACACAAAUACCACGUGGAAGUGCCAAUCUUCAAGCAUCACGAGGAUCAUCAUCAGAGCCAGCACGAGUACGGACACGGACACGGACACGGCUACUAGAGCCCCAGUGCCAGCACAGAACGCGAGCACAAGAAGAAGAGGCAGUAAACGAACAAGAGAAGAAAGAGGAGAACGAGAACGAGAAGCAAGCGAAGACACUAACAGCGAGUCUUCCAUCAUGAAUCCACGAGGCAACGUUGAGCUGGACGUUGAACGGGUGACACGAGAAGGAGGAGCAGACAGAGCAGAAGAAGGAGGAGAGCUGAAGCGAGUAGCGGGUGAGAGGACAAACUGACCAGCUACUCGGAUUAAGAUCUGGUGGGGAGUGGGACCAAACUGGUUCGCUCUCCCCACAUCAGUUGUAAGCCAAAUGUGUUAGUACUUUUAUCAUUGUAUUAGGCCAACUACAAUUUCUUAUUUCUUAUUUAAAUUAUAAGCUAAAGAAACA